Paramuricea clavata is the source of this 1158-nucleotide messenger RNA. Lineage: Eukaryota; Metazoa; Cnidaria; Anthozoa; Malacalcyonacea; Plexauridae. The record is from the annotation of a GenBank genome assembly.
AAUAACACCAGCUUAAACUGAACUCCCAUAAUUAUUAAUUCUUACCAAACUAUACUUUUAUAUUGCAGAUGCGUAAUUCGUAUUUGAUUCUGGAUGAAUACGUAAGUCAAAUACCAUUACUUUUCUUGAUAUUAGUCUCUCCUCUAAAUUUACUAAAUUUGCCAAUUGAACAGUGACUUGACAGUGCCUAAGGAAAAUUGUUUAGCAAUGAAUUCAAAAUAUCAUUUGGAGGAAAUAACGUUCUAGAGACCGCAAAAAUCUCAUUAAAUAAUUUACUUCUGAAAAGCAGAAAAUAAACAGCAUUCUGGAGACAGCAAAUUCAUAUUUUACUUGGGGGAGGGGGGGGGCAAGUGGUGGAAUUUAAUCAAUAUCUUAUAUUUAUAUUUAUGUUUUUAUUAUUAAAAUUAAUAAAAUUUUGUAACCCACUCUUGUGGCUAGCCCUUUCAAAGGCAAAUAUUAAAUUAUUACUUUUGAAAAGCAGGAAACAGACGGCGUUCUAGAGACAGCAAAAACACUCACCUUUAAGCGGGAGUGGGGGUCAAGUGGUGGAAUUUAAUCAAUAACUUAUCUGUUAUGUUUUCAUUAUAAAAUUUAUAAAAUUUUGUAACCCAGCUCCAGUGGACAGACAAGUAACUAACCCAAACUGAUUUUUUUAAAUUUAGGCGAAGUGCUCGUAGAGUACGUGGGUGAAUUUUAUUUCACGGUUUGUUUUUUCUUUAUUUGAUAGAUGCGGUUUCUUGAUAAUACUAAAGGAAGCAAAAUUCCUUCAAAAUCUAUUCUCGAUGUCGGGGUUCAAAAUGCUUUAAACGCGAGUGGUUUUGAUGAACAAAUGUUUUAUAAACGUGGUGGAAAAUAUGUUUGGAGCAAGGGUGACAUGACUCUUGACUGGUGACGGUGUGCAUGGUAGUGCAGCUCGGCUGUAAUCAAUGCUUAAGGGAAUUAAUUAUUGCUCUUCAAAUAUGUGUAUAUCUGCCAUGUACUGGACCGACUACUACUAAUACGCGUAAUCCUUGCUCUUUUUAACUUACUAUAUAUCAGAAAUAAUACAAUACAAAACCAUGCAAUAUUUUUAUUGUAGUGAAUUUUUUCUUUAUGAAUUACCUAUAUAUAAUUCUUGACUUCGCCUCCACCAAAGCAGCCUCCACCAAAGCAUCAGAG